This is a messenger RNA of Topomyia yanbarensis, 5891 nucleotides long. RefSeq lists its product as uncharacterized. The record is from RefSeq and is a predicted model, not a curated record. Lineage: Eukaryota; Metazoa; Arthropoda; Insecta; Diptera; Culicidae. The transcript has 10 exons. Bases 1645 to 4710 code for a protein of 1021 amino acids.
UGUGCCGCGGGUAGACCUCGGAGUGCUCUUUCUGCGCGUGUAAGACCCCGGAGUGGAAAAAUAAACACCACCGGCCGAAUUGUUGACAUUUUUUUGGUGUCUGGGCAAAAUUGGAUGUUCCGCGCCGAUUGAUCGUUUGAUUUGUGAUAGUUUAUAAAAUAAGCUAAUUGGAUCUGAUAUCGCAAAUCGAUGAUUAGUUUGUGUGUUUUCUUUUUAUUGCAAACUGGAUUUUAGGUGAACAAACCGAGACAGCUUCCGUCAGUGUCGUUUAGGUUUUCAGUGAAAUUACCAAAAGGAGUAAAAAUUAAUGAUUUGAGAAACAUUCAUAGACACAGAGUGUGUUUGUGACUGGAUUGCGCUUUCCUCCGGCUGUAAAAGUGGUGACAUUCGCUGAGCAGUUUUCAACGCUUGGUCGUUUUUCAAAAAGUGGUUAUUACUGUUUCUGCUCUGUUUUGCUUCCAACAUCGGGCAAUGGAAAUAAUGCGGGCAACGCAUGGAAAACCCAACAGUGAAGUGAUUUUUGCUGUGCGCCUUUAAGAGAGGUAAAGUUAAAACCGUUGUGACGCGUGGAGUAAAUAAUCCAUUUGGAUCGUUUGUGUAAGCACAGUGCAGUGAUUGAGAAAAGUGAAUGUUCAAAAGAUCUAUAUCCCCGAGCUAGUCGCUGUGACAGUGAUAAUCAACAAUCAUUCAGACAAGGCAAAAAUUGUCCACAUAGAUCGUGUCUUUGGGUUCGUCGCUUAAAAGCAUUAAAGUCACUGUACCUCAAGUGUAGUCGAAUCUCUCCUGUAUCGCAGUCAUUGGUGUAUACACGUUAUGAGAGCCGGUAUGCAGGGCAGCACGGUAUAAACAGAGCGAGAGCAGACUUGGUAUGCGACUGAGCAAAGAACAACGAUCAGUCUGGAUCAUCCUGUUAUCUAGGUCACUCGCUACCGAAAAGCAUCGGAUGUAAUAAACACACAACAUAACGAUGGAAACGACCAACAUCCCCAAAGCUAUUUACACAUCAAGACUUGACCUCUAGCAAAUAGAUGGAAACAAAUUAACACAGUGAUCGAAAUACCAGCCAGCUCCAAUUUCCCUCCCUCGCUAUCAUACCUCCCCCAAUGACUGGUUGUAUCUGUGGGGGAAGCAGACAGGAUGAAAACUAAUGAGAGCAUCCGAACACGAAUUGGCCACUUCGGGGUGCUCGAUGGACCGGUAAAUUGUGCGCCAAUCUGGUUUUCUUGCUUAUUUGUUAUUUUGAUCAGGCCAAGCCUUCGUAACAUGGCCCGCUGAUCUCUGCGAUUGUAAUUUGAAAUCAAUUUUACAAUUUAGUUGAUCCGUGUUUGUCGAUUUGGGUGCGAUUGUAACCCAAUUGUUUUGAGAGCAAUGAUCAGCGGGGACCACCGGCACAGUCCCAGUGGAGCAGAUUUCCAAGCACACAGCUGGAAAAUGUCGCCAUCGAUUAACAGUGCGUGAAGAACUUAUACCAAAAAAAAAAAACAAACGAUGACUUCCAGUGACGAACCGGACGAUGUAAGCAAUCAAGAAGGAAAGUGAAACAAAAUGCCCUAGUGGGUGGUUGUCAACCAAAACAGUUUCAUUGGCAUAGCGAUUGAGCGAAGAGUAGUGAAACGUCCAACGUCCGAAAAAUAAACACCAAUCAUGGUAACCUACAACAUGGAUAACCAUCAGCACCACCAACCGCGAAUGAGUCGCCAACGGCGUGGUUCCAGCGUUUCGUCCGGCUUUCGGUUACUGAAUGCCGAUCAGCUGGAUUCGAUUUCCAGCGUGAGCCGUAAUUCGAUCUACAAACUUCGAAUCGAUGCGAUGUUUGACGACACGAGAUCGAUCAUCAGCCAACGGAUCGAUGAUCGUAGCUCGCUAAACCUCGGAAUUGGGGCCGGAGGUCGCCGCCGGUCGUCCUCGAUCCAUGGCGCGGGUUCGAUCAGCAGCGCCACCCGUUUGGGAGGACCGAGAGCGAUCGUGAACGAACGGGACCACCUGGACAUCAGCGGGUUAGCGAACAAUCUGCGUGAUUUGCGUGGUGGAAGCAGUGGGAGUGCUGCCAGCGGUGCCAGCCAUGGCAGCCGGUCGGAAUCCAGCAACUGCGUGCAGGCGCAAAUUGAAAAAAUGUUCAACGAUGUCGCCAAGGAGCAGAGCAGCGACGGCAGCGGUUCGGUGGCCGCCAUCAACGGGCAGACUUUUUCGGUGCGGUGUCUCGGCUCGCUGCCACUGAAGGACAAGGUUACGAGUCUGGUGGGACUGCAGGAACCGUUGUGGCAGCUCUACCUAAGUGGCGCAGGACAUGGGAACCAAAACGCCGGUACACUGGACAUCAGCACCAUCGGAAUGCGCGUGAAAGCUGCCAAUGGACGCGAACCGAUGGUAACUCCGUUUCAAAACAUUGCAGUUUGGUCCGCCGUGAAAUUCGUCGUUUCCGCAUCGGAAGGCGGUGCUGCCUUUCUUCCCCUUAUCACCGAUCCCGAAAACAUUGACAAGCGGGCGCUUUUCCGACCAUUAAGCAGCGCCGCGGAUAAGCGAAGACUGUCAUCCGGCCUUCACUCACCACUGUUCGCAAUAGUAAUGCGUUCAAGUACGAUGCCCCGGCAACUCGAGUGUCAUGGAUUCGUUUGUCAAACACCGGAGGAUGCGAUUGUUAUUGCUGCCACGCUCUAUCAAAGCCUGAUGGCACACAUGGGCAGUGGAGAUAAUGCUCGUUCCCGCAGACCCAAGAACCGCAACGGAGUCAGCUGUAUGAGUAUUGCCAGCAGUGCAGCAACUACCAAUAUGCAUCUGCAUCCGGGAUCCUCAAAAGUGUCAUCGCGAAGAUCAAGCGCCAGUCAACGCAGUAUGCUACCACCACCGCCAAGGCCACCGAGGAAGACGAAAAGAUCUGCGACCACUUCGUUAAGCGGAGAAAGCGACACCAUGACAGGUGCUAACGAUGAAACCUCCACCGAAGAACGCAAGAAACGAUCCCCCAAGGGUAAACGACCUCCACCGGUCCCGUCGAAUCCACCGAGAGCGAUUUUGAACCGCCCAUCGCUAGACGACAUCUACACCGAUCGCAGCAACUCAAACGAUGACAACCCGAACCAGUCCAAGGGUGGCGAGAACAACUAUCCAGCCCUAUCGGAGUGCUCCGGUGGGGACAUCCUAACGCGAGUAGCUAUCCCUCGCUCCGGCAGCUUCCUGAACACGGCCGGUCUGGCACGGUACAAAUCGCGAGCUACGAGACGACACACUGGCAAGGUUGGAGGCGGGGGUGGAUCGCCCCUCGGCUUCAGUGAACUAUUCAACGAGUUUCGGCUGCAGGAAAAUCUGCACUCCCUCGACGAUAUCCUCAAUGCCAUAAUCAAUUCCGAUGGAAUGUCGUUCAACGAUCUGAAGCCGAUCUACAAGGAGUUCUUGCUCAAGCUGGCCGUCACGCUGACCAAGGACGAACUGUACCAGCGGUCCAAGAGCAUCAUGCGGCGCCAGAAGAAGAAGAAGCUAAAGCGGAAGAACAGCAAUGUGCAGACCCAACGCCGCAAGCUGCUGUUUGGUGCAAUGGGACUCAAAAAGGUAUUCCGGUUUGGGAAGUUUCGGAACAAAAAAGCAUCCACACGAUCAAACUGCACCGGGGAUCCCAACGGAAGCCUUACUGAUGACGUCGAAUCUACCGUACGGCAACUGGUCGGUGUCGAUGGGAAAUCAGGCAAACAGCUCGCAGCCGCCGAUCAGCUGUCACUGGAUCUUAAAGCGGCCGAUAAGAAGGAUCGAUCAAGAAUUGGAACAAGCGGUUCUGAGGUUUCAGAGGCUCGACAUGAGCAUACUUUGACCGCACAUCACAACCGGAACAGUUCAAGCGGAUACGUAUCCUGCUCGGAGUGCAGCUAUGACUCGGAUGCUUGUACGUGUACUUCGGCGGAUCGAUGCUACUGCAGUCUAGGGGGAGAUGACAUCAACGCCAAACUGAACGAGGCGAGCAACAGGAAUUCGCUGCCUAGCUGUAAAAGUGAUGACAAGUGCUACUGUUCGAUGGGAGAAACGCAGGAGGAAGGUUCAACGACCUGGUGCGAUACAGAUAGCUGCGUGAGCAACGAAAAGUGCUAUUGUCCCACGCAACAUGGAGAGCAACGGCCUUGCGCCAAUAAACAACCAUCAGCAGGGAAAAAUACUAACGAUAAGCUAGCCUUGGAUUAUGAACUGUUUACCGUAGGCGGCAAUGGACGUCCAGUGAAUGCAUCGGAAGCACUUACCGUGAAGAAGACAGUCGAAAUGGCAGCAGUCUUUGCCGAUGUCAAGCUGAGCCAAACAACCGAUAUUUCCGAUAUGAAAAAUGAACAACAACAACAGCAACCGUCACAACAAUCGCACCACCAGCAUCAAAGUUCGCAGCAAGAUGCCAGCAUCAAAAAGCAUGCGAUCAAAGGCGAUCACCAUGGUCACAACCACCAUCACACGCAUAACAGCAACAGCAACCAUAGGCGACAUAGCGAUGGCAAACGUGGCAAUAAACCUGUCCAGAAGUUGCUCAAUAAGAAAGCCCUGGUAGAACCUGCACCAAUAAACGAGUAUCACUAUAUCCAAUCAUCCCAGAAUGAUGUGGCGACACGUAAACAACUUGGUGACAAGAAGUCAUCCAAGCGAUCCUCGAAAGCGGAAGGCCACUACCAGGCGAUGUCACCGCGUGCCGUAGUUGGCUCUGCGCUCGGUUUAGAAGAUUCUCUAGGGUAUCUACCGUAGAGAUUGAUAGUUGUAGUAUAGUUGUAUGGUUUUUAACAGUGCGCAUGUGUUUGAUGUUCUACAUUUUUUCCUGGGAGUAAACAAAUCGAAUGAACUAGGUGGCAGCUUAAGACGAUCCAUCAACGAUUACUGUUAAUGAGUUUCGUUCAUUAUUUCUACCUUAAUCAGUAUACUAUACAUCUGUCAUUUACGUUUUCAUGGCACAGCCUACGGUUUACUCUCAGUGAAGAAUUCGGCUUGCUAGGUUAGACAUUUUUCUUCCUUAUUCACAAAAAACAGAAGCAUUUAUUUUUUGAUGAUCCUGAACUAUAUCGGUGGUAGAGGUUAAUUUGUACAUUCCGACUGGUUUCUGUAACAUAAAAUAGGCAAUGGUGACAAAAGAUUUUAUUUUUAAACGAAAAAGUGCAAUACAAUGUUGAGCUUUCUACAUCAAGUAACUAAAAUUAGGUAUAGUGUUAAAUAAAAAUACUGAUGACGAGAUUUCGAAAUUUAAAAAUACUAACGGAUGGUCCAUGAAGACAUUAAUUCAACCUAUAGAUGUUACGUUCGACAUGUAUGAAACGGUCUCUAAAGUUGGAACCAUUAAUCUGACUGGCAAUCAGAUGAUUUAUGUUUUAAACGAAUAGAAUACUUUAUGGAGACGUCAUGGAAGAACUCGAGCCGUGACCAUUCACUAGAAUUGUUUGCAACGACUUAGAAAAAUUAUUGUGCUUAAAGCAAACCGUUGAUUAUAAUUGUUAAAAGUCGUGUGAACAGUUACUAGUGCGCUGUUAAAGAAGCGAGGUGUACUGCGUCGGCAAAGAAUUCUGUUUAGCGACAACGUUGAAAAAAUCGCUUGCUAAAUCCAUUCAUUCUUGAUCAUCCUACUGCAAUCAUUGAUUCACGAUUAGAAACCAAAACAAAUAAAAGCUCCUCAAACAAGUGCAAUACCUAACAUGCUGAGGAAACUAGGAAAACUUUUUAACGAAUCAUUACUUUGUCAUUGUUUUAAAGCUCCUACAGCAUCAGCAGCAAACUUCCAAUCAAAUAAGACUAAUCAUAAGCCCUGUAGGUAUGUAAGCUUUAGCGUAUAAGCAAUUCCAUGAUAUGCUAUUUAUUGUCUAGUAGCAAAACAUCGAUGCAAUAGCUAAUCGAGAUGGUGCAAUAAAUCUUUCAGCAAUAUGAGUAACGAAUGUGCAAUC